AUGAAUAUAAACAUUUACGAGUAUGCCAGUUUAUUUUCUGCAUGUGAUAAAAAUAUACAACAAGCUAAACAUAAUGAAGGAGCAUAUAAAGGAAAUUGUGAACAUGAGGAACAGAAUAUUAAGGAAAAUAUUAAAUCCAAAUUCAAAGAGAAAUGUACACAAACCUUGUCAUAUCUUAAUGAGAUUCAACAAUUUAAACAUGGUUAUAACAACCUAGAGAAAGCUCUUUGCUUAUACUUGUAUUAUUGGCUAUAUGAUUCUAAAACAGAAGGAAUGAAUGGAAGAGAUAUUAAACAACUUUAUCAUGAAUUGAUCAGAGUAAAUAAAGAAGAGCAAGACCCUCAAUGCACUAAUUUCAUGGAUGUUUCAAUUACAGAUAAUGAAAUGUUAAAACUCAAAGAUAUACAUGAUAUGUACACAAACAUUGGUAAAAUAAAUGGUGAAAGAAGUAAAUCUGGGCAUAAUUGUGCUUGCGCCGAAAAGUGUGCCCAAACAUAUAACAAAUAUGUGGAAACAUGUAAUUAUAAUAAUAACACAUAUUUUUGUAAAGAAUUAUUAAAAAUAAAAGAACAAUAUGAUAAAGAAAUGGAAAGAAAAACUUGUCCAGAUGGGAUCCCCCAAAUAUUACCUUCCUUCCGAAGCUAUAGUAUGACAACCCUUACAUUAAUUCCAAUUUGCAUAACUUUAGCAAUUUCUUCAUUUCUAUUCUUCUUAUAUAAGGUUCAUAAUUAUGUUACACGUUUUACGCCAUAUACUUCAAGCUUUCGAUGUGCAGCUAUGAAGAAAAGAAAGCAAUAUAAUAAUAUACAUAAAGAAAUGAAUAUAUUGGAAUUAUCUGAAAACAGAGGUUGUGAUUUUAGAAACAAAAAUAUUUUAUAUAUAUAA
Molecule: messenger RNA, 885 nt
Organism: Plasmodium gonderi
Lineage: Eukaryota; Apicomplexa; Aconoidasida; Haemosporida; Plasmodiidae
Product: variable surface protein
Exons: 3
Coding region: 1-885 (294 amino acids)
Source: RefSeq, a predicted model, not a curated record